AUGAGCGAUAACACGAUUCGUAUGAGUCGAGUGGUCUGCGACUUCCUCGUCCUCACGCUCAUUGGUAAGUCAUUUGGCGAAGCUCAAAUUCACGGCGAAAUGUAAACCAUGUGAAAAUGAUCGAAUGCAAUGCACACUUACCGACCGGACUACAUUCUUCUCGGUGCUCGUUGUUCUCCGAGAAAAGUGCUUACCUAGCGACAACAAGUAUGAGCACGACAUUUGUUUGACCGGCGGGGAGGAAACAUUUAUGUGUGGGCAAUAGAUUAUUCGGUUUUUGUUUGCUGUUUGAUUGAUUCAUGUAACACGAACGAUCAUAAGCAUUGUGUACUCAUUUCAGCCAUCCCUUUGUACGUCUUCCACGAGUUCGUGCCUCCGUACCGACGUGGAUUCUACUGCGAUGACGAGACGAUCCGCUAUCCGUUCCGCGCGUCGACCGUCUCGCGUCAGAUGCUCAUCGUCAUCGGCCUCCUCAUUCCGAUUCUCCUGAUUCUCGCUACCGAACUGUUCCGCACACUUGCUUGGGAGAAAAAGUGCGAGCAGGAGUUCAAGACUUAUCAGGUAACCGCUCGAAGGCAAUGAGCGUCUGGAACACAAACGGUGGAGUUUCAGGUGCGCAACCACUCGGUCCACCGUCUCAUCGUCCGUCUCUACUGCUUCAUCGGCUACUUCUUCGUCGGAGUCUGCUUCAAUCAACUGAUGGUCGACAUCGCCAAGUACACGAUCGGUCGCCAACGCCCUCAUUUCAUGGAUGUCUGUCGUCCGAACAUCGGCUACAACAAUUGCACAAGACCCGACGACUACAUCACCGAGUUCAAGUGCACCACUUCCGAUUCCAAACUCAUCCACGAGGCGCAGCUCUCCUUCUACUCUGGCCAUGCUGCGUUCAGUUUUUAUGCCGCCUGGUUCACCUCCCUCUACCUGCAAGCCCGUCUGUUCCGUCCGCUCUUCUCCCGUCUUCUCCUUCCGGUCAUUCAAUUCUUGCUCUUCGGAGGCGCCGCUUAUGUGUCGUUGACCCGUGUCUCGGACUACAAGCAUCACUGGUCGGAUGUGCUCGUCGGAGCGAUCAUGGGAAGUGCCAUCGGAAUCUUCGUUGCUCUGUUCGUCGCCGAGGUGUUCCAGAGAAGAGAAAUCCCGUCGUGCAAGUCGCCAAAUGAAUUCGGAUUGAUCAGGUUCGUGCCACUUACCUUUUUCUGUUUCACAAGAGAUGCCUUCAGAAUGGAACGCCCCGAUGCUGGAAUUAUCACGACGAACGGAAACGGCUCCGGAACCGUCGUUACCACUCAGCACGUCAUCGUUUCCGAAGUGGACCCGGCUAACCAACGACUGUAAGUCUCAUUUCUCACUUAUCUGCCGCAACUACUACCUCUCACGCUUUGUCCGAACGUCAUAUCUCAUCAAAUUCUCCCUUUUCAUUCUUCUCAUACUCCCUUCCAUCGGGCUCUUUUCCGGGUGAAUGUUCUAACUGGGAAGGCAUGUUGCACACUUAUAACUAUCGUUCUUCUUCUCCUCUAUCCUUGGUUUAUCACCGCUUUCAGACACCAAUGGCGCAAGAAACUUGAGCUGAGGAACAAGGGAUAUACUGCCAAUGAUAUGUGAGAUAUGUGUUAGGUUAGAUAGCAUUAUCACAGAGUGUUCCAGUCCCUCAGUUACAGUCACCAUAGAAGCAAACUACUAGAAAAGUCCCUCGGUCUUCGGUUUCUCCUCGUUUUCAUUCACUUCCAUCUCAUUCAAUUCAUUCCGAUAAUCCUAAUCGCCAUUUGCUAAUUGGCAGUUCUCAAGCAACUAAUCCCGGUCCUCGUCUUCAUUCUAACCAAGUCUAACGAAUUCUAGUGCAUCCACAAAAGACUGCAGUUUCUGAAAUGUUUAGAGUGUCCUCCUCGCAGCCUGUCUUUAAUCUCGGACCUCCGCCUACUUCGCCGGGAGCAUUCAAAACGGAACUCCGUGUGGAUCCUGUCAUCGUGGUCAAUAUGAAAUGAGAAAGUGUUGUGUGUCUACGUUCAUAGUUUUGUUUUUCAUGUUUAUUGGCCGUGAUCGGGAUGCCGCUACUUGCUAAGCUAAUAGGAUAUGACUGCGACGGAUUAUGAUCAAAUCGGUCAGAAAAGAAACCGAGAAGUAGAUGUCAUAAUCCGAAGCACUGAUCUGAUCGAAAAUUGAACAUGAGCAGUGUCAUCCCGAUCACUCAUUGUCGUUCUGUUCUACAACUUCUCUGUUUAUGUACAUAUCAUCAUCUCUCUCUCUCUUCCAUUCCAAAAAAAGAAAAAUCAGAGCGCUUUCGAUGUUGUGUUUUUGUGAUUGCAGCCUGUGGACUCCGUCGGGCCCCGCUUCUAGGAACUAUUCGGAUGAGCGCUACAUGGACCACUACUAAAGCUCGUCAACUUUCACAGUUCAACUCUGCAUGUAUCCUGUUUUUCGAUAGUUUGUUGUGAUAGUUUCGGGAUAUUCCCCCUCUCCAUCCCCUCCUCCUCCUUUUCUCUCUGUUCCUUUUUUCCGCAAUUCUAUUUUGAUUGUAGAAAACAGCAGGAAGUGCGAACAGUGCAUCAAGACCAGGUCCGACCGCAUUUCAUUGAAAUAAAUCAUCUGUAGCUCUCCCGUUUUAAACUUCUCCUUACUCUUCUUUUUGUCUUCUUUGUACCGCCCACGGAUCAUAAUAAACAUCGAAUUUUGUCCAUUGUGAACUCCCAAACUGCUUCGAACGCUUCCGAAUCAACCUUUCCCCAUUGACAACAACAUCAACAAACACAAUAAGACACACCCCUCCUCAGUUUCGGUAACUCAAAGGGUUCGGGAAUCGUUUCCUGCUCUCCCGAGUCUGUCUGACUUGCAGUUUGGGCCGUUGGCGUCCUGACUCGAUGUUCGACACGUGUUCCUACUACACGGCUCGCAGUGAAUGGGAUGCCACGUCGGGUCGCAGUAGCAUUUUCGGAACAGGACGAUAUGAAUAUCAGUCAAUUCAGUCGGGUCAACCUUCCUGGCUUCUGAAGCCUCUUACCGAGGAAGAGCAUUAGGAACUAAUUGAAUAAAUCUAUGACAUUUUUUCUUUUUCAACUUCAUCUUGAAAGUUCGGACAAAGUAUUGAAAGAGGUGUUAGGUUCAGAAACUGUUAAUUAUCCAUUCGAUGUUUGCAGAGUCCAAUCGACCGACGAGGCCCGCCGUCACUUCUUCCAGCACGCCUAA
This is a messenger RNA of Caenorhabditis sp. 36 PRJEB53466, 3177 nucleotides long. Lineage: Eukaryota; Metazoa; Nematoda; Chromadorea; Rhabditida; Rhabditidae. The record is from the annotation of a GenBank genome assembly.